This is a messenger RNA of Jaminaea rosea, 1791 nucleotides long. RefSeq lists its product as hypothetical. The record is from RefSeq and is a predicted model, not a curated record. Gene Ontology annotation, cellular component: plasma membrane. The transcript has 5 exons. Gene Ontology annotation, molecular function: sulfite transmembrane transporter activity. Bases 1 to 1791 code for a protein of 596 amino acids. Gene Ontology annotation, biological process: transmembrane transport; sulfite transmembrane transport. Lineage: Eukaryota; Fungi; Basidiomycota; Exobasidiomycetes; Microstromatales.
AUGCUGGACUCGCUGGCGGACGCAGUUGAAGCAACGCCAUCCUGCUGCGUACCGGCGACGGAAGCGAGACCGAGACCUAGAGAACCUGAGCCGACGAGCGGGGAUGCAGAGGUUGAGGAGGAGCUGCCGGGGCGAAGGGCAGCUGGCACGAUGGUCCUUUGUCGCUCGGGCGAAGUUGGUCGGGGAACACUCCGCGCGGCGGGCGGGGCGACUGGCAUCGUCCAUUGGAAGCCUCUUCGCUCCGAGACAGGAGAACGCUGCGCGGAUGGAGCUGGCGACCGGCGAAACAGCCUGCCACACCACAGUGCGCAACCACACUCUCACUUGCUGUCACAACCAUCGAGCUCAGCCACGGCCAGCUCCCGGCAGGCGCUAUCGCCCAAUACGGACAGCCUGCCACACCACAGUACGCAACCACACUCUCACUUGCAGUCACAAUCAUCGAGCUCAGACACAGCCAACUCUCAGCAGGCGCUGCCUCCCAAUGCUGGAACAGAGGCCGAGGAGGAAAGGACUUACCUGCGGGGUGAUUUUGCGCCAUCAUCCGGGGCGGAUACCGCGGCUAGGCAGAGACGACCGCGCAACGCUGAUCCCUCCAGACCUGCAAAGGGCGUCAGGGAACGAGUGCUCCAUUUCACACCAUCAUGGUUCAGCGUGGUCAUGGGCACAGGCGUCAUCUCAACGGUUCUACUUCUGCUACCGUGGGAACCACUGCACGCAGGGCUGCGUUACCCGGCAGCAGCCUGGACCAUCCUCGCUAUGUUCCUCUUCCUGUUCUUCUCCCUGGGCUUCCUCGCCCUCUUGUGGCUGACCAUCACGCAUCCACAGAAGAGCAACUUUUUAGGUACGCUGCCAAUGGGCCUGACGCUGGGGACCGUAGAGUUCAACAUGGGCCCCGGACCUGCUCUUGCGGCGAGCGUACUGUGGUGGCUGGCGACAUUUCUGUCGCUGCUCACGGCAAUCGGCGUGCCCUUCGUCGCGAUGACCUACCAGUCGCACUCGUUCUCAUCUACGACCGCUGCGCUCCUUGUUCCCGUUGUACCUUGCCUGACAGCCUCCAGCGCAGGCGCCGUCAUCUCCGAGGCUCUCUACGACCAUGGCUUCUCCACCUACGCCUUCACGAUCGUCAUCGUCUCUUACAUGGUCUUGGGAAUCGGACUACUUUUGUCCCUCACGAUCCUUGUCCUCUACUUUCAACGUCUCCUCCUCUUCAAGCAGCCUCCUCGUGAGAUCAUCAUCUCUACCAUACUGCCGCUGGGUCCAACAGCCCAGUCCUCCACAGCUUUGCUCCACCUCGGUCAAGUAGCCUUGAAGCUCUUCCCCACCAUCUCCACUCGACCCGGUUCGGGUGUGACCGAGCUGGCGCUCCCCGUCGGCCAGGCCCUGUUUGCAUCUGGCUUGCUCAGCGCGCUCAUGCUCUGGGCGUAUGGCAUCUUCUGGACAUUCAUCGCGGCUGGCACCAUCAUUCGCGAAUUUCGUCGGGGUUCGGUCGCGUUUAGCAUAGGUUGGUGGUCUGCGACGUUUCCGCUGGGAUCUAUGUCGAUCGCCACCAUCCGACUUGCACUGGUGCUCGACUCGCUGGCCCUCAAAAUCGUAGCAACCGGCUUCGCUAUCGUUACACUGGUCGUGUGGUUCACGGUGGCGUGCCCCACCCUAUUGGGAUUCGUCAACGGCAGCCUGUUGAGUAGGGCAACGGCACCAUGUGUAGCCGACUUGCCGUUGGAUCCCCUUGACAGGCACGAUGAGGAGGAGAAGUCUCCGAAUCCAACGGACGGCAUCGUACGACAGUGA